CACAACACAACCAAGCGGGUCUGUGGCUGCCUUUCCACACAAUUGCACCCUCACACUCCUUUGAACUUGGAUCUAUCGAGAAAAAGUCCACCACCGGUUUACAUGGUGUGGGCCUGAUCAUAUUAGAUUUUCACUGUUCUCUGGAAGGUGAAGGGGGGGGAAAUGAAGUUUCUUGCUGCAUGUUUUGUGGUGCUGCAGCUGCUGUUUGCUUCUGAAAUCCAGAGUUUUGACUUCAUUGUGGAAGAAGAUCCAGAGAAACUGGCAGCGUUGUUUGACUUGGAGACCAGUGGCUUUGUCUCAAGCCCCCAGCUGCCGAGGGGCAGAUAUCAGAGAGGCGCAUCUGAUGCUGAUGAUGAUGAAGAAUUGCUUCUAGGUGAUGACAACAUAGUCCUCCACAGCUACAAGAUCCAGUCCACCAUCACGUCCCGCCUGGCCAAUACGAUGGUCCAGACCAAAGUGGAAAACAGAGCCAAGCAUUCACAGAAUCUGGUCUUUGAUGUCCAGAUCCCCAAGGGGGCCUUUAUUCACAAUUUUACUAUGAAUGUCAACGGGAUCACUUUUACGAGUUCAGUUAAGGAAAAAUCUGCGGCUCGAAGUCAGUUUGCCCAAGCUAGGGCCAGAGGUAAAGCUGCUGCAAUCCUAAGGAGCAAUGCUCUCGACAUGGAGAACUUCAAAGCCGAACUCAACGUCCCAAGUGGAACCAAAGUCCAGUUUGAAAUUCAUUACCAAGAGCCCAUCCGGAGGAAACUAUCAACUUAUGAACACAUUAUUCCGGUGCAGCCAGGGAGGCUGGCCAAACACGUGGAGGUUGAUGUCCACCUUGUUGAACCACAAGGGAUUAGUUUUGUCCAUGUUCCUAACCUACUUGGCGAGCAGUUUACGGAUGCAACGACGGUCAGCAAAGGAGUUAAAAAGGCGCACAUAUCCUUCAAGCCAACUAUAGCCCAGCAGCGGAAGUGCUCCAAUUGUACCACCACAGCUGUGGAUGGCAACCUUGUGGUGACGUAUGAUGUCAACAGGGAUACGGAAGCCGGAGAGCUGGAGAUCUUCAAUGGCUAUUUUGUCCACUACUUCGCUCCUGAUAAUUUGGAACCUCUACCGAAGAACAUCCUCUUUGUCAUUGAUGUCAGUGGCUCAAUGUGGGGAUUAAAAAUGAAGCAGACUGUUGAAGCUAUGAAGACCAUACUGGGUGAUCUCCGAUCCGAUGACCAAUUUUCAAUCCUUGACUUCAACCACAACAUCCGGUGCUGGAGAGACAGCUUGGUGCAAGCUUCCAAAACCCAGACAGAAGCAGCCAAGAAGUACGUUGAGGGAAUCCACCCCAAUGGAGGAACAAAUAUCAAUGAUGCCCUCCUCCGAGCCAUCUUUAUUUUAAAUGAAGCCAAUGCUCUGGGAAUGUUGGAUCCGAGUUCUGUAUCCAUGAUCAUAUUGGUAUCGGAUGGAGACCCAACUGUUGGAGAACUAAAGCUGCCAACAAUUCAGAAGAAUGUGAAGAAGAAUAUCCGGGAUGAUAUUUCUUUGUUCUGCCUUGGAAUUGGCUUUGAUGUGGACUAUGAUUUUCUGAAGAGAUUGGCUACUGAAAACAACGGAGCUGCACAACGGAUCUUUGGGAAUCAAGAGACAUCUUCCCAGAUGAAGAAAUUCUACAACCAGGUUUCUACCCCACUCCUCAAAAAACUGGACUUCAACUACCCCGAAGGACUGGUGUCUGAUGUAACUCAGAGCAGCUUCCAGAAUUAUUUUGGAGGCUCAGAGGUUGUGGUAUCGGGAAAAGUUGACACCGAAAAUGUGCAGCAUUUACAAAGUGUGGUAACAGCCACAGCUUCCAAUGCACAGUUAAUCUUGGAGACUCUGGCAGAUGUUGAGGGACUGGAUGAAUUCCUGAACAAGGAUAAGCAUGCUGAUCCCAAAUUCACAGAAAAGUUGUGGGCCUACCUUACUGUCAACCAACUCAUGGCUGAGAGAAACAUAGCUUCUACAGCUGCAUUGAAAAGAAACAUCACCAAGGCCAUUUUGCAGAUGUCACUGGAUCAUCACAUCGUGACCCCGUACACAGCUAUGUUGAUUGAAAGCCCAAAUGGAGAAGAGCUGAUGCUGGCCGACUCCCCUCAGGACCGCAAGAGGGCCUGCUGUCCAGGUGCUCUAACCAUUGGCCAGCCCAAGCCCGAGAAACCCAUCCCAGGUUGGGUACCGGUUGGCUCCAAAGACCCACAAUCGGUUCUUAUGGGUCCAACUGCGGCAGCUGUACAUACAGGAUCCUUAGUUAUUGACCAAGAACUGACUGACAAUUCCAUUCCAUCCUGGGUGAAGCCCGCAACGAAAUCAGGGGGUCCCUUAGCUGUUGUCAUGGGUCCAACUUCUGCCAUACCUGCAGGCUUUUUAAUUUUAGGGCACAAGGCUGAUAACUCCAGCACCCUGUCAAAGAACCCAGCUGACAGCAAGAGGAUACAUUCAGUGGACAACGAUCCCCAUUUUAUCAUCAACCUUCCAAGGCAACAGAAGAACAUCUGCUUCAAUAUUGAUUCUGAACCAGGGGCCAUCCUGAAUUUAAUUUCAGAUGCAGAGUCUGGAAUUACAAUUAAUGGGCAGCUCACUGGAGCCAAGAAGUUCUUGAAUAAUAAACUGAACACCUACUUUGGCAAGAUUGGAUUUAAUUUUGAAAUGAAAGGCUUAAAGGUCGAAGUCAGCACUGAGACCAUCACCUUGAAGGAUGGUUCUUCCACCCAUUCUCUUUCCUGGUCAGAGACAGGAAGACUCAUCCGGAGGAGGUUGCUUGUCUCGGUGAAGAAAGAGAGCAAUGUCACUCUCACUGUAGACGGGGAGCUGACCUUUAUGGUCCUACUCCAUCGGGUCUGGAAAAAGCAUCCUGUCAAUGUGGAUUUCCUGGGCAUCUACAUCUCUCCUGCAAAUAAUUUCUCCUCCACUGUGCAUGGCCUCAUUGGUCAAUUCAUGCAUGAACUGGAUGUAUCCAUCUACAAUGAAAGACCAGGGCAAGACCCAGGGAAAUCUGAUGCUACCAUGGAAGUGAAAGGCCACAAGCUUACGGUCACCCGAGGUCUGCAAAAAGAUUACCGCUGGGACCGUGUGUUUGGGACCAACGUCCAAUGCUGGUUUGUGCACAACAAUGGCAAAGGUUUCCUUGAUGGCCACUACAGGGAUUACCUUGUCCCUAAUUUAUACAGCUACCUGAAGCGCAUCUGAACGCUCACCAUUAAAGCAGGCAAAGAAACUGUCCAAAUGGCCAUGCUACUCAUCUUGCAGCAAUUCACACGUGCAACGUUCUUUGGGGAAGGGCUUCAUCGCAGCCUGCUCCAGCGUAAUGCUACCCACUUCCCCAAUCCCCUGAAAUUAUUCUCUCCAGGGGUGUCUGGUGACUGUGGCUGACAAUGUUUCACCGAGGCUGCUUUUGUAGAAGGCAAACUAAAAAUUCAGCUUUCGAGCAGUGUUGCAUUUCAAAGCAAACUGGUAUUCAAAGGUGGCUGCCCCGUCUAGAAAAUCUGUUUUUAUUUUCUUCCUGAAUGUAUAGAGACCAUGUAUCCAAACAGAAUUAAAAUAGCAAACUCCCUGCUGGGAUCCUGCAUUCUGUUCGGUUUGUCUGAUGUGCCUAAGAACUUUCAAACAAGACCUUAAGCAAACAUGAAGGGAACUGAGGCGGAGGGGCCCUGCCACCUUUAGGCCAGAAGAUCUAAAGUAGCUGGAAUUUAAACACGUCCGUAAGAGAAUAGUCAUUAAAGUGCUGCAGGUGCCAUCCUUCUCCAGCAACUCCGAAGGGGUUCUCCUCUCCCUUCCCUGGCAAGCCUCCAGCCAGAUGACCACUCUAUGCUUCCUGUAGCUUGAGGGGGCAACGAGGUGGUCCCACAGAUCCCCAAUCGCUACGCUGCCUAUAAGCAAAGCGGCUGCUGCAUUCACACAAUAUCCUUAACCUGGUUGAAUUAACCCGUUUUCCGGGUUUGAGCAAUACAUUGAGGCAUAAACUAACUAAUCAGUCUGCAUUUGCAUCCUAUGCUGAACCCCAAGAAAGUCAGUCAAGGUUGAAACAAAGCUUAGCACGUUGUGUGAAUACACCUGCUAAGUUUGAAACUGACCUGGUUAAGCAGGUAGUGAGAAGACAGCUUGGAUGACAAUACACCAGGGGUCAGUAUUAUACCGUAAGUAUAGAUCAGCUCCGAUUUGCUAAAACUUGGCCAGAUAACUUUCGGUAAUGUUUGGACUGUGACAAGUAUCUGGAUCGUCACGCUGGAUCUUGGGGUGAUCCGAAGAUUCUGCUCUUCUGAAUUCAAAUCGGAAGAGUGCAUGCUGCAGAUUCACAACUUCAAACGAGUGAAGUGUAACUCCCAAGUUCAGCUGAAGUCUAUCUUCUGAAAUAACGAAGCUGUGGGCCAACUUUAGGGCAUAGAAGUCAGUUUCCAUUUACUUUGGAAAAUACACAAUUGUGAAAAGAAAACGUUGCACCAAUAAAAUAGUAACUUCAUCUUC
Messenger RNA from Candoia aspera, 4476 nucleotides. It is a transcript of the gene ITIH2, whose product is annotated as inter-alpha-trypsin inhibitor heavy chain 2. Bases 163 to 3201 code for a protein of 1012 amino acids. Gene Ontology annotation, molecular function: serine-type endopeptidase inhibitor activity. The record is from RefSeq and is a predicted model, not a curated record. Gene Ontology annotation, biological process: hyaluronan metabolic process. Lineage: Eukaryota; Metazoa; Chordata; Lepidosauria; Squamata; Candoiidae. The transcript has 23 exons.